AUGAGAAGAGACUGUCAAAAUACGUCUUUGAGUGGCAACGUGGCAUCGUUGCGGGCAGCACUCACGCAGUACCGCGCGCAGCGACGAAGAUGUCGUUGCAACGGCGUUGUGCGCCGCAAUGUCAUCCGCCACUGCGAUGAAGUCGCGCACAGCGGUCGCUAUGUGAAGAUGCCGAUUUUGGAUUUGACCCAGAGCCUGCCGCAGGCUCUUCAGCCCUAUUGCCGACAAAGGUUUUUAGCAGAUGGUAUAAAUCCCCAAAAUACAGUAUUUCCGAAUCUCUUCAUCUGCGCCUCCGCCGUUCCAACUUCCAAGCUCCAACCCGUCCUCACUAGUCACUUCUAUCUGAGGGGUAAUAUGAAUAGUGAACGACAAGAGAAAGUUGGAAGAUUUGAGGAAUUUAUUGAUCAGCGCUUGAAACCUGACCUUGUUCAUGCUAUUGCUGAACGGGAUAAGGUGUUUGAACAACAAAAGAUUUUCUCCGAUCUGAGAAGGAACAUCGAGAAUCUGGAAAAGAAUAGUGUGACCAGUCUGAGGACGAUGGUCAACCUUGGUUCUGAAGUCUACAUGCAUGCUGAUGUACCAGAUACAAGGCAUAUAUUUGUGGAUGUCGGACUUGGAUUUCACGUGGAGUUUACUUGGUCUGAAGCUCUAACUUUCAUAUCUGCAAGAGAAGAAAAGUUAGCCAGGCAAAUAGAGGAGUAUACUCAAUUAAUUGCUUCUAUUAAAGCGCAGAUCAAGAUGGUUCACGAAGGAAUACGAGAACUACUUGAGCUACCAAUGUAA
Messenger RNA from Fraxinus pennsylvanica, 783 nucleotides. The record is from the annotation of a GenBank genome assembly. Lineage: Eukaryota; Viridiplantae; Streptophyta; Magnoliopsida; Lamiales; Oleaceae.